CAGCGGCGCAACUUUCCUUCUGCUGCCGUUGCGCGGUGUUGUCUCAGAGGUCCCAGCACAGGCGCUGCUGGCGGCCCAUCGUUCGACGUUGCCAUCGAACACACCGGACGCCCGAUGCCGUGGCCUCGCCGGGAACGUGGUGCAGCGGCCGCUAAACGUGCUCGUCGAGCGACAGCUGCUACGGAAUUCCGUGUUGUGCGUUGCGCGCCUCGCAGCGCGCGCCGUCGGAGGUGUACGCAGUGGUCCAUGACUGCAAAGGCACACGUGAUCGCGCUUGUAAGCGCACUGGAACGCGCCGUGCCGAAUGAUUCUACUACGUCGGCUCCGACACCGAUACAAGCGAUAUUCUCCGCGCUUCGCUGGCGUCGCUGACGUUAGAACGAGCGGCCGAUGCUGUGGCGAAACCUCGGCGCGCUGCCGAUAAGGAAGCUCGGCCCCGAUAGGAGCGUCAGAACGAAGUCCACGCCGCGUGGGGGGAUGGAUAAUCGGCGCUGCCCGAGAUGAGUAUAUGACAGCGUAGUGUCACGCCGAUUAGGCGCGUCUCGCUGUUUUCGAUGGCUUCUGCCGCGAAGCCAGCCGCCCCCGGGAGGCGGGCGAAGGUCGGCGUCAAGACACCCCGUGGAGAUCUGCUGCUCGAUCUUGAUCUAGAUCUGCCACUGUCUACCAUCGUCGAGGACGUGUGCCAUGACGUAGGCAUUGCCGACCCCGACCUCUACGCGAUCAAGUACGACGGCAGCGAAGUGUACGUCUUCGACACCAACAGGCAGGACAUCAGAAACGGCGACAUGCUCCAACUGGUCCGGAUGCCGAUGAACAAGAACGAGGUCGUCGAGAAGCUCAGCUCCGGCACACCGGACGAGAAAGCGGAAGCUUUGCAGGCGCUGCUGAUCCUGGCUGCGGAUCCCGAUUCAGCCGUCAUGUUCAUCGCCCGCGACGGCCACAGGAGCAUUGUGAACUGGAUCGAAGUGGGCGUGUACAAAGGGAAUCUGCUUUGCCGAGCUAUUCAGUGCCUUCAGGGUUUGAUCGAUCAGAGCCUGAUAACGUGGGAGAUACUGUCGAACAAGUGCUUGAGCAGGAUACUAAAGGAGACGAACUGUGCCAACGGAACAGAUUGGAAUAACGUGGAAGUUUUCCUCAGCGCGCUGGAAUGUGUGGUAACGAGUAACCCGUCUGCGUAUGAAACUGUUUUCAUGGGCAUGCCCUGGGAGCGGUAUGCGUUGUUGAUGCAGGAAGGUUCAGUGGUGGUCAUGAGGAACUGCGUCAUGCUAUUGAACGCUCUCUUCGCUCAAGGCAACCCUGGUAACAGGGACGCCCUUAAGAACGCCAUCAGUAACUGGAAAAUAAAGAGCGUCGUGUGGACGAGGCUGAAGAACUACGGACAAGUCGAUGCGGAGUUGGCGCACGCGCUACACGUCUUUCAAGCCCAGAUGCUCGGCUUGUACGAGCGACUACGGAAUGCCAGCGUCGACACCGAAGACCUAGCUCUGAAUGGCAAGGUCGACAUUCUCUUGAAGCUCGCGCAGAGCGGUUUGAAGUCGGACGACGCCAGGUAUAAGCAGCUGGACUGCAAACGACGCCUGUCGAUCCACCACACCGCCAUGGGACUCGAGGACGUGAGUGUUCCGCUGAAUGACUUCGCGAAGCCGGCGGGUAGACUUGCCAUAGAGAACCUCUUGUACUUCGCCGACAAGUACAACUUGAGCUUUACCACGGCGAUUCAGGAGAAUCUGUUCAGCUCGUCCGAGCACAUGUGCCCCUUGGUCGAGAGCAGCAUCCUGCUGACCGAGCUCUUGUGCCGCGUGUUCAGGGUCGGCCAGCCGGCUGGCGACGACGGCACGUUCAUGCUCAUGUACUUCUCCCACGAAUGCUUCUUCGAGGAAGUGUUCAGCGUGUGCAUGCUACUCGUGUUCAAGACGUGGCGCGAAAUGAAGGCGUCGAAGGCGAGCAUCCGCAAGGUCUUUGGCAUUGUGAACGAGCAGAUUGUGCGGGCGCUCAGGCUCAAUCCCCACUGCCUGGACAUCAACGGCUUCCGCACGACGCUCUCGUCCCUGCCUUACUCGGAAAUCCUCAAACAACUGCAGCGAGAGAACGACGAACGCAAAGCGUCCGAGAGACAGUCUCGAGCCGUGAACCAGCUGAGGGAUUCCUUCCGCGCCGAAAUCGUCUCCUUAGUGAACGAGAACCGUAUCAACGUUCUCUGCAAUGGAGCCAGGUUCCAAAAGUUCGGAGCCAAGGGGAACCGCAUCAAGGACGGUUACGUUUUCGUCAAGCUUUCACGCAACUUAAAGGCCAUUCACUACGGCGACUGCAACGCCACCUGUGAGGACGUCGACAUCGAGGAACUGUGCGAGAGCAUCUUGGUAUCGGACAUCGAAGCGAUCAACACUGGCGCGUCUUGCCCUCACGCGCGCAAGGCAGCCAGGCAGAUCGUAGACCUGGCUUUUUCAGUUGUGGUCUGUGGCGAUGGCCAGCCGCUCAAUCUGGUGGCUCCCAACGCGAAGGUGUUCAACCGGUGGCUGGAUGGGCUGGACGUCCUACUAGGCAACACCGCGAGCAGCAUCGAAGCGCGUGGAGACAUGGGUAUUCUGUUGGACAUGGAGGUUCGGCUUAGGCUUCUGGAGACCGAGGGCAUCCACAUCCCCGAGACGCCUCCUCCAGUUCCUCCUCCGCCGUCGAACUUCGACUUCUCCUCGAGGUUUUUCGGCAGCUUGUGAAACCUUGUCGUGUGACGUGUGACUGCUGGUGCAAUCCUUUAUAACCAGCUGCUGUUGUGUGAUAUGAACUAGUCUCGUUCGAACCAUUCCUACAGCAAAGCUAUAGAGCUUCGCCAUAUUGGGUCACAGCGCAGUCCACUUAUAAAGGCAGUAAAUAUCACUGACCAUAUCAAAAUUUGUGCCGUUACUAUGCAAAAAAAAAAAAAAGCCGCAUAUUGCGAUUGUACAGUGAUCGCAAAUCAUCGGGGAUGACUAUAAUCCGGCCUUCUAAACGGUGUUUUUUUUUUGUUUUGUUUUGUUUUAUUCGGGCUAAAUGGUGCCGCGCUUUCUCGACGCUCUUCUAUAGGUGGUUGGUUUCCACCACCCAGUUUCCACGUUCACAAACAUUUCUAUCUACCAACUUGCAGACUGUGCGAAUAUCCUUUAUCAUUGGACUGCGCUAGGCUCAGCAACCGCUGCCUAUUGCGGAGUUCCCAUUGCUGACAACCUCGCUGCCAGCGAGGCAAUGCAAACUCUGAAGUGUUUGAACUCCGAAGUGUUUGCCCUACGGCUGCCUUCAACCAAGUUCCUCCUGCAACUAAAGCAAUGCACAGUCAACAAUUAAUGAAGUUCAGCAUCUGAACGAGUCAAAGUAAGUCGCCGCGUUGUGGACAUGCUAUAUAAAUAAUUUCGAGUUAUAUAUACGACC
Molecule: messenger RNA, 3402 nt
Organism: Rhipicephalus sanguineus (brown dog tick)
Lineage: Eukaryota; Metazoa; Arthropoda; Arachnida; Ixodida; Ixodidae
Product: engulfment and cell motility protein 2
Exons: 1
Coding region: 555-2714 (719 amino acids)
Biological process (GO): cell motility; actin filament organization
Cellular component (GO): plasma membrane
Source: RefSeq, a predicted model, not a curated record